Messenger RNA from Diaporthe citri, 456 nucleotides. RefSeq lists its product as uncharacterized. The transcript is spliced from 2 exons. Lineage: Eukaryota; Fungi; Ascomycota; Sordariomycetes; Diaporthales; Diaporthaceae. Gene Ontology annotation, molecular function: flavin adenine dinucleotide binding. Bases 1 to 456 code for a protein of 151 amino acids. The record is from RefSeq and is a predicted model, not a curated record.
AUGAAGGUUUCUAUUCCUCUUCUGUGUGGUCUCGGCCUGCUACCCACGACCCGUCGCAAUGUGACCAGCACACAAGUCCAGUUGGAGCUGGGUGGCAAGGUUUCCAACACUACUGUUAUCUAUGGACCACAAGACCAUCGCUACGCUGAGGCCACUGCAAGAUGGAGCAGCUUUGCCAUGCCUCACGUCCAAGUCGUUGUCGAGCCUACCCAGGAGUCCGACGUCUCAACAAUAGUGGAAUACUGCAAUGAGAACAACAUAGAUUUCUUGGCCAUAAACCGUGGCCAUGGACAUUCGGCAAGUCUCGGCACCUUCAACGGCAUUCAGAUCAACGUGGGAAAACUUGACAAUAUCGACAUCCAACCUGGUGGCAAUUCUGUCUGGUUUGGUGGCGGCGUCUUUGGUGGCCUUGUGUCGAAGACCCUCUGGGAAAAUGACUAUGUUGCCACGACUUGA